Molecule: messenger RNA, 5641 nt
Organism: Gadus macrocephalus (Pacific cod)
Lineage: Eukaryota; Metazoa; Chordata; Actinopteri; Gadiformes; Gadidae
Product: E3 ubiquitin-protein ligase RBBP6-like
Exons: 21
Coding region: 389-5641 (1750 amino acids)
Biological process (GO): mRNA processing; ubiquitin-dependent protein catabolic process; protein ubiquitination
Cellular component (GO): nucleus
Molecular function (GO): nucleic acid binding; zinc ion binding; ubiquitin protein ligase activity
Source: RefSeq, a predicted model, not a curated record
CCGGUGAUCAUGUGAUGACGAGUCGUUGCUGGUGGAAACAGCUGGUAGUUUCUGUCAACGAGCGCUGCAUCCAGCAUGCAGCAUGGGAGAGAAUAAAAGUUAAACCCGAGUCGGAAUUGGUCAAAUCUUCUUUAUUUUGAAGGUCUGAUGCUAGUGGUGUGUCGCUGGCUACCUCGUCCCGACAGUUUGGCCGAAGUAGAGCAGAACGCGGCUUGUUAUUAGCCUGUCUCGUCGGCAUCCACUGUAACCGGCGGCUAACACCUGCUAGCUUGCAGACUUGAUUGGCAAGUCUGUAAAGUCGAAUAACUAGGUGCCACUCUGUUGUCACCGUUUUUGCCUCGACUAUUUAUUUGCUAACCGUCAGGACCGGGGUCUAGGUUCUGUCGACAUGGCUCACGUCCAUUACAAAUUCUCCUCUAAACUAAAAUACGACACGAUGGUGUUCGACGGCCUCAACAUCACGCUGAAAGACCUGAAGAGGCAGAUCAUGGACCGGGAGAAACUUCGAGCCGCCGACUGCGACCUGCAGAUCACCAACGCGCAGACGAAGGAAGAGUACAAAGAUGACGAGGAUCUCAUCGCUAAGAACUCCUCUAUUAUUGUGAGGCGAAUCCCUAUGGUGGGUGUCAAGUCAUCGGGGAGCAAGACUACGUCCAAGACGACGUCCAAGACCACUGACCGUUCCGACAACCAAUUUCACCACCAGGCCUUUGGGUCCACCAAAGCAAUGGAUAACCAGAGUUUUUCCAGAUCCCUCACCCUUCUCUCCCAGACCUGCAAUCUGGCCAACGCAAACGCGUCGGAGGAGGACAAAAUCCAAGCCAUGAUGUCCCAGUCCACCCAUGAAUACGACCCCAUGAAUUAUGUGAAGAAGCACGGGCCUCCUCCACCAAACUACACCUGUUUCCGAUGUGGGAUGAAUGGUCACCACAUCAGAAACUGCCCCACCAAUGGGGACAAGACCUUUGAGUCCCUGCCCAAGAUCAAGAAGAGCACGGGCAUCCCUCGCUCUUUCAUGGUGGAAGUGGACGACCCCAACAUCAAGGGGGCCAUGCUGACCCACUGCGGUCGAUACGCCAUUCCCACCAUAGACGCCGAGGCCUAUGCCAAGGGGAAGAAGGAGAGGCCUCCAUUCGCGCCGCCCCUGCCCCCGGCCGCGGGCGCCGCGGGGGAGGAGAAGAAGGAGGAGGAGGAGGAGGCGGUCCCCACGGAGCUGCUGUGUCUCAUCUGCAGGGAGAUGCUCCACGAUGCCGUCCUCAUCCCCUGCUGUGGGAACAGCUACUGUGACGACUGCAUCCGCAGCGCCUUGCUGGAGUCAGACGAGCACGUCUGCCCCACCUGCGCCAAGGUGGACGUCUCUCCAGACACCCUGGUAGCCAAUAAGUUCCUCCGACAGGCGGUGAACAGCUUCAACAACGAGCUCGGCAACCAGAACAGCCUGGCCACACCGGGACCCAGUGCCCCGGCGUCCCAGACGUCCAGCCCCAGCCCAGCCCCCAAUCCCCCUCCACCCGUCUCUGCCACCCAGACCCGCCCCAAGACGCCCUACCAGCAAACACGCCACCAGCAGGACCCUCUGAUGUCCCGCCCACCGCCUGCACACACCCCGCCAUUGGCUCAACCGAACACGCCGUCUCCCGUAGCAACGGCCGCCUCAUCUGCCUCCAGCACUCCGGUCAACUCUCCGCCGCGUCCGCAGAACCAGCCGGACGUGCCCGGCAGCACGGAGGCCGAGGCUGAGGUUUCCGUUGAUGCAGCCGAGGCCUCCAUCCCCUCUGGGUCCUCCUCCCCUGUGGAGGCACCACCACUGAUGGCCCCGGGUUACCAUGUUCCAGUGGCGGAAGACCGGGAGUCCAUCAGCCCUAAAAAUACACAAAUGUCCCCAACGUACCCAACAGUCCGACCCUCGGAACAGCCACCCGCCAAGGAGAGCUCCUCCACCUCCUCCGGUCCUGCCGUCGGCGGGGGUUGGCCCUACCCCAGGGAGGGCCCCGGCCCGCCCCUCCCACCCCCUCGCCCUCCCUCCGGCCCCCCUCCCCCCGGCCCCCCGCCCGCCCCGCCUCACCCGCCUCCCGCCCCGCAGCGCUUCCUCCCGCCGCCCUCCCCCUUCCCCUCCAUGCCCUUCCCCCCGUACCCGGGCUUCCCCCCGGGGUUCCCGUUCGCGGCGCCUCCCUGGGCGCCCCCUGGCCUGCCGCCCGCCUGCCCCGCGGUCCCCCCCCCUCCCCCCCUCCGCCCCCCCGCUCUCCCCCCCGCCUGCUCCGCCUCCGCCUCCAUCCCCCCCCUCAUCCCGAAGGAGGAGAUGUACCGACACCAGCGGCGGCGGAUGAACGAGAGCAGAUCGUCGUCCGGCCGCGGGCCCAACAGAGACGGGCGGGGCCAGCAGAGGCCCAAGCCCGCCGUGGACGAGAUGGGCGGGGACUUCGCCAAAGAGCUGCUGGAGUACCGGCGGAUGCAGAGGCAGAGGAGGCGCUCCUACUCCAGGUCGCCUCAGAGGAGCUCCUCCGUCAGCCAGAUGUCCUCUGACUCCUACUCCCCCUCCAGGAGCUACUCCAGGUCCCCCAGCAGGUCCCCGGGCCCCGCGCACUCCAGAGGCAGAUCUAGAUCCAGGUCCCGCCCACGCCACAGACGGAGCUCCGCCCGUCGCCACGGCGACCGCUCCCAUCACCACGGCUACAAGCGGUCCCGUUCCCCGACGCCGCCCUCGUCCUCCCCGUCCCGCCGCCGGAGGAGCUCCCGGACGCGGUCCAGGUCCCGCUCUCGGUCCCGGGGGUCCCGGCGGAAGGCGUCGCGCUGCCGCCACCACCGCCACCGCGCCGGGAGUCACCGCGAUCACCACGGCGACCCCGGGCGCCGGGGCUCGCCGGGCUGCGACCGCCGCCCGCACCACGCGGGCUGCGGCGCCCAGCGCUUCCGCCAGUGGGAGACGGAGUACCUGCAGUGGUACGACAAGUACUUUGGCAGCUACACCGGGGCGCCCCACCACCUCCAGCCGCCGCCCCUCCUGCCCGCGCCCCGCCCCGCCUGCGGCCGCCCAGCGCCCGGCCACCGGCGCCCGUCCCCCUCGGGCCCCUGCUCCUCCUCGCAGCACCCCCGGCCCCCGCCGGGCCGGCUCCCCGCCAAGAGGAGCCGCUCCCCCUCCCGGCGGUCGCCCGACGGCGGCUCCUCCCCGGGCAGCGACGAGGACUCGGCCUCGCUGACCUACCAGCAGAGGUGCUCGGAGAUGUUCGGGCACCAGGCGUCGUACCGGGACGAGGCCGAGGACCGAGAGCCGGCCCCCCGCACGCCGGCCCCCAGGGGUCCCGACGACCCGACGCACGAGAAGAAGAAGAGGAGGAGGAGGAGCGAGAGGGAGCGAGCGGACGGGGGCGAGGCGGAGGAGGCCCCGCCUCUGGGCGCCUCCUUCGCCUCCUCGUCUGGUCGCGGCCGCUGGGACGGGGGAAGCAACCGCGGCAGCCCGGGUCCCCCGCAACACAGCCUGGGGGUCUGCAGCCGGGCGGAGCCAGGGGACGAGGCCUGGGACCGACCCUACGCUGGGACGCUGAGGUCCGACGGCGGAAGGGAGGGCCAGAGAGGCGAUGGGGGGAGGGAGGGCCAGAGAGGCGAUGGGGGGAGAGAGGCCCAGAGAGGCGAUGGGGGGAGAGAGGGCCAGAGAGGCGAUGGGGGGAGGGAGGGCCAGAGAGGCGAUGGGGGGAGAGAGGGCCAGAGAGCCGAUGGGGGGAGAGAGGGCCAGAGAGCCGAUGGGGGGAGAGAGGGCCAGAGAGCCGAUGGGGGGAGAGAGGGCCAGAGAGGCGAUGGGGGGAGGGAGGGCCAGAGAGCCGAUGGGGGGAGAGAGGGCCAGAGACAUCCAGGCGAUGAGGGAGUGUCCACAGAGCCCAGCCGGGCUCCAGAGGCGGGCAGACCAAAGCAUGGCGAGCCACGUCCGGAUCACUCCAGGUCGGAGAGGAAAAAGCGACGGGAAGAGGAGAGGAGCAGCGAGUCCCUGAGGAAGGACGUUCCUCUGGACGGCCGGCACCUCGACGCCUCGCACAGGAGCGAGAACGCAAAGUCAGGGCAGGACGGAGACGACCCGAGGCACGGGGGUAAACCCAACGCCGUCGAGAAGGACGCGCCCCCCCGUGGAUCACCGAUGGAGAACCCCCUCUGGGAAGGGGUGACGAAGGUGAGGAACCCCCAGAGGAAGACCAUCAGCAUCAACAUCAACCUAGCCCAGCUGGAGGAGGUCCAGAAGGUGGCUGAGUCUCAACCGACGGCCGGCAGCUCGGUCGAAGAAGAGCGAAUGGACGCCGGCGAUGAAAACGAGGACACGCCCACAGUGGAGGACGGGGAGGAAGUGGUGGACGACAACAGAGGAGUAAAACAACUGACCACCGUCCGGAGAGCCGCGGAGGUACCCGUUUGUGGAGGAGAGGCGAUGAAGACUAUGGAGAAGAAGAGGAGCAGGAGAGCUGAUGGAGGCAAGGUAUUGGAGGAGGAGGAGGAGGAGGAGUCGAGGGCAGGAGCGAGGAAGAGGCGGGGUGAGGAGCCAGGGGAGGUGGGCGGGGAGAGGACCAAAGCCCCUGGACGAAGAAGCCAAAGCACCUCAGCUUCCGGGGAAACGCCAAUCCAUGCUAGGAGGGAUCGAAGCGAGGGCCGCCAGGAACGGAAGAGGAAGACCCUGGAGAACCACAGUAGCCGGGACGGCUUCCUCCACCCCGAGGACACCACGGCCCCCGUGAAGGUCCGCUCCAGGUGGGCGCCGCUGGAGGCGGGGGACGAGGGCCCCCCCGCGGGGAAGGAGGAGCCGGCGUCCGGCGAGGCUCGUCUACGCGACGCCCCCGCAGCGCUCGGCCCCGCCCCCGCAGCGCUCGGCUCCGCCCCCGUCCCCGCGCCGACGAAGAGGACCGCCGCUAGAGACGGGCUCGCCCUGGAGGACGGGGCCAGAGCGCCGCGCGGGCGGGAGGCCGAGGGGGGGAGGGAGAGGGAGGCGGCCGGGGGGAGGUCCGGGGGGGCGGGGGGAGGGGGAGGCGAGGGCGGCAGAGACCAGAGGAGGAGAACCACAGAGAGCGAGCGGGCGAGCGGCGGGACGGAGAAGAGGGGUCCCCACUCCUUCUCCUCCUCCUCCUCCUCCUCGCGGACCGCCGGCGACGCGAGGGGCCGGGAGCCCGAGGACGCCGCCGCCGCCGCCGCCGGCCCCGGGCCGUCCCAGCCCUCGUCCCGCUCCUCCUCCUCCUCCUCGUCCUCGUUCUCCCAGCCCGACGGCGUUCCCCGUCAGCCCGCCGCCGCGGCGGGCGUCUCCGGCGCCGACGGCGGCGGGGGGAGUCGCGGGCGCCGUGACCCCGACGCCACGGCGUCCCGCCGCGACGGGAAGGCCCCCGCGGCCCGCCGGGACGGCGAGGAGCACCAGCCCCUCCGAGAGCAGAGGGACCCCCGCAGCCCGGCGGAGGGCCCCCCCCCGGGGGGCCCCGAGAGGAGGGACCCGCGCCCCCCCUCCUCCCAGCGCCCUGCAGCGGGCCCCCCCGGCGCCGGGGGGGCCCGGGGGCCGCCGGACAAGCCCCGGCUGGACGUGUUCUCCGGGGGGCGUAACGCUCUGCUGCGGCCCCGGAAGCCCAUCGACAUCAAGAUCAUCAGCGGGGCGUCGCUGUUCCAGCAGAGCAGGGUCUAG